Laetiporus sulphureus 93-53 is the source of this 4347-nucleotide messenger RNA. RefSeq lists its product as uncharacterized. The transcript has 15 exons. The coding region runs from base 1 to 4347 and encodes 1448 amino acids. The record is from RefSeq and is a predicted model, not a curated record. Lineage: Eukaryota; Fungi; Basidiomycota; Agaricomycetes; Polyporales; Laetiporaceae.
AUGGCCAGCAUUCGCCACGGCUCGGCCCAGGAGUUUGUUCGAGCGCUGAAGGCAUCGUCUGACCCUCCCCACCCUGGCGGCCCGACAAAGAUCCAACUCGCACAAGAGGCUUGGGCUAACACAACACUCUCUUUGCCGAACAAGGCCGAGGUUGUCGUGGAAUGGCUUCUGACGCGUCUUUUGAGGGACAAGGAGACAGACACAAAUUGCAAGCUUGAUCUCCGCUACUGGAAGCUUCUUUCCGAUGUCAUUUUCUCCGCGAAUGUCAUGUCUACGAACACGAGCGGGUCAGCACGCGCGACCAAAACCUGGCUUCUUCCUCUGCUGAACCGCACGCCUCUUGCUCCGAUCACAACCUCAUACCUCUCAUUAUCGGCUCGCCUUGACGUUGACAGACGCGUCGCAUUGAAUCCAUUUGUGUCGCGGUGUCUGACUGUCCUGUGGCCUUUGGCAGUGCCUAAAUUCAGCCCAGAAGUCCUUCUGGAAUGCUUCGGAGCAUUGCUUGCACAUAUCGUGGAGACAUCACUCGAUACGACAACUUUGCUCGAUCAGCAAAAUGUGCCGGCGGCCCUCUUGAUCGUAUCUGCAUAUCAAAGUGGAUUUAGCAACUCGGCAAACAAGAAGAAGCUGUAUUUGUCCUUCUUGCAGAAUCAUUUUGGUCACUGGCUGCAAUGCAUCGGCGGAGGAGAUAUCAGUGAGCUGGAGAGAAGCCUUGUCUCUAUGAUAUAUUCAGCGGGUGUCGAGACUCUGUUGAGUGUCGAUGUCUUGCGUACGUUGGACGAUACAAAAUGUGAUCUUGCGCUCAAAGAAGCGCUCCUCACCUCAACGUCUCAAAUGCCGGACGUGGUACUGAAAGUCAUUCCGCGCCUCUUCGGAUCGUUCAUCCAAUCGAUUAAACGUAAUAAGAAUGCCUUGUUCAGCCAGAGCUCAAAACAGACAUCUGGAACUUUGUCUCUUCAAACUCAAACGGCAGGAGCGGCAUUCUUCGCCUUGUGCGAUGAACUUCUGGUGUCGGACAGUGGACAUAGAACCGCGAGUGUAUGGCCCACUAGAAUCGCUUUACUUGCCAUCGUCGACGGAGAAGCCAUAUACGACGUGAGGGAUGAGAAUGCCACGCGUAUUCUAAGGCAAAACAGUGACCUAGCUGUGGAAGCUCUCAAGUCGGCCUGGCGAGAAGGGGAAGCGGCACAAACGGGCUUUGCUUUGGUGGUAAUCACUAUCAUCACGCACAUCGAUUACGAGCUCGUAUCGCCGGCCUUGACUAUCAUCUGGCCCAGGCUCGCGAUGGUACCCAACUGCAGCCAAGCUGCUCUUGAAUACUUGGGCUUGCUAUUGGAUUACCAUUCCAAGACGCGAACUAUCAACUCGGUCAUCUUGUAUUGGUUCGAUGCUUUCACAACGGAGAGUCUCCUAGCUGUCCCGGGACAGCCUCGCAGCUUCUAUCGGCUUGUUUCGUCCAGUCCGUUGCUCUCCGUUAGCUUCUUCGACCGAUUAUCUGCCGCCAUCCAAGGUUUCCUUACCCCCGGUCAGGUUGUGGAGGUGGUGGAGACGGCAUUACAUCGCUUCCGGGCUGCAUAUGAACUAUUCCAGGAGCAACAGAAGAUGAAAGACGCGGAUCAUGGAACGGGCGCACGGAAGAAACGGAAGAAGGAUUCCUUACCUUGCGCAUCUAGUGAUGCACCUGUUGACCAGGACUGGGCAGCUGUGACGUUCUCAUUGGUAGGCCGCGCAACGAUGCUCGUCUUGAGCUCACUGCCUAUGCAUUCGGUCCUGGAGGAUAUUCGGUUGGAGAUACGGAACGCUAUCAGUGAAGCAUAUGCAGCAGUAAUACCCACUGCAGUGAAGAGAGCCUUCAAGGCAAUCAAAGUAGACGGUCGUCAAGAUACGUGGGCAACGCAAAUUGUGGCGGCGGCGGCGCUGCGCGUGCAUUAUGGUCUCACCUCAGCUUCCAAGCUACAGCUCGAUGUGCAACUUGAUGCGGGCCUCAUGGAGAAGUGUCCAGAUAUCACAAAUGCGGAGAUCCUUCCAGAGCUUUCUCUUGAGCUGGCUCGUGUGCGCUUGAACGAAGCUGUCGUUGAUAUCGCGGCGCACAACGCCGUCGUGCGAGAGUGUUUGAGGUAUUUGACGAAGCAUCUCAACAAGUCCAUCGCCAAAUGGAGCGGCAAGGUUCAACAUCUCGCGGACGAGAAUAGUCAAGGGGCUGCCGCCGUUGCCAUCCUCCAUGUUUUGUUGACGAGAAAGAUGCCUUCGGUGAACGCGCUUGCCACGGCCGACCAAUUGAAAGAACUUGCGGCAUUGAUCGUCGAUAACCUGGUUGACUCGCGCUCAUUAUCCCUAACAAGUGACUUCUUGAGCACAGCUACGAUAGUAAGGACCGCUCUGCACAACGCGGAAAUCUGGGAGCUUCAUCGAUUCAGAGAUGCUCUCCUUGCUAAGCUUGACGCUCAGACGUCGGACCUCGAUGGCAUCAACCUAGAAACGCUUUUGAAGAGUGAUGGUGCUAUGCCUCACGUUCGCCACGGGGACCAUGCAAGGCUUUAUGCGGUCUUCGAGAUUCUCUUGUAUAUCCCUGGAGAAUAUCUCCUACGCAGUACGCGCGCAGAUUUCCGACGAAGAGCGUUGGCUUGCGAUGUCUCUCUAGGGACGGCGCGUAAUGCUGGGGAUAAAGACGACAGCACGAAAGCCCACGCGCUGUUCGUUCUGCGUGAGUUCAUACGCCGCACGCUCACAGAGGUGGGCAUCUCAGACUUGGCAACGGAAAAGUUAUAUUAUGACUAUCUCGUGGAGCACCCAUUGGGUGCUUCUUCUGGUCAUACCGCUUCGACUUCGCUCGUCGCUGUCACAUUGGACCUUACCGCGCUGCAGCUGAGCUUCUUCGUGAAGAACGCUCAGAAGGGUGACGACGCGGUGGUUGUCGACAUUGUGCAAGCCUUCACACGAAUGGUUGGUCUGCUGCAGGGGCAGCGACAAUCGCCUUCUCACCAUGCCGUACGUGAGAAGAGCUUGCUUCGGUUCAUCGAUAUACUCACAUCUGAGCGAUUGAUCGCUGUCUAUUCGACGCGAAUGUUGCAAUGGGCGCAGGAAGGAGCCAAUAUGAGUCCUGACCUUUUGGAUCAAGUUGACUUACUCCGAUCAUGGUCUCGCGUUCUAGCUUUGGAUCGGUGGCUGCAGGUUGACACUACUGGGAUGCCGAAAUUUGCCCGGCCUCUUGUCGCUCGGUUACUCGCAGGUACUGGUAUUUCCAAUCCAGCGGACACGUGUCAUUGUGUUUUGGAUCUGUUGUUGGAAGAAUUGAGCGUGCAUGUGAACGAGCAACACCAAGCGCAUCUGGGAUACAUCAUAACGGCCUACCUCGCAUCAUGUCGCCUGUGCGGCCCUAAAGAAGUGGAGCUAUUGAAUGCAAGGCUGGCAAUAGCAUCCAGAAAAUUGACGUCGGAAGACUUCUCCUACAUAUUGGAGUUGGUAUUUGAGGCCCUCUCGGCUGGUGCUGGCCAUUCAAUAGGCGAUCAGAUCUGCUUCAUUCGCCUCUCUGCUUUACUGUUACACGAAGCUCCGGAAGGUACCGCAAAGAUCACAGGGAAUUUCAUGACGAGAUGUCUCAACAUGGUUGCCGAUUGCUCCGACUACCUCCAAUCGCCUGCUCUGCGCUGUGAGGUUCUUGGGUUAUUGAGCCGACAUCUCAAUGAUCGACCCGUGUCCAUUCGCAUUGCGGACAUGUCCACCAUCUGGUCAAUACUAGGACAGCUUCUCGCCCAAUCAGAUGAGCAUGAUCCUAGCACAGAACCGGCUGUCUUCCAUGAAAUCGUUGCCAUCCUCAGCGGACUUAUCCGCCUGCGCCGCGAUCUGGUUACUAAAACUCUACCUCAUCUUGGUAUGGUUCUGCGGCAACUCACCAGCUCAUUGCGGGCUCCGCGUCCACAGCUAGCAGCUAAACAAACCAAGAUGGUCGCGAGUACCCUUCCAAGAUGGAUCAAUGUCCAUCAGCCACUAUCAGCCGAGGAGAGUAAGACCUUGGCAAGAUUGAUAACAACACUGACGACGAAGACUAUCGUUCGCACCCACAAUCAAGCUGCUGAGCUUCAGAAGCCCGCGUCGCUAGCACGUCCAUUCUCGAAGCACGGCGCGUAUGUUUUAGUGGCAUACGUCGAGGCAGUCAAUGACCCGCUUUGCCAUGUCUCGACACAAGUACGCAAGGAGUUGCAGCCUGGCUUGUUUGCGCUUUGCGAUAUGCUCGGGGAACAUAUUCGCGACGCCAUCAUGGUUUCUGCUCUUGACUCCGGCGGAAAGGCGACGAUGAAGGCAAUUUGGAGAGAAUACGAGAAGCAGAGAUACAUCGGGAAGGGCUAG